CGCGCCAGCCGCUGACCCUUGAAUCAUAGCGGAUACGAAGUGCGGGCUCUGCGAGAUUUCCAUAGACCGUCACUUGCGGUCGGACUUCCACAAUGGCGUUGGCACCCAAAAGCGAGUCGCACCGGAUAUUCGAGAAGCUGAAGCGACGAGACCCAAACAAGAUCUGCUUUGACUGCGGUGGCAAGAACCCGACUUGGUCGUCUGUCCCGUUCGGCAUUUACCUCUGCCUCGACUGCUCAGCGCAUCAUCGAAACUUGGGUGUGCAUAUCUCCUUCGUCAGAUCCACCAACCUCGACCAGUGGCAAUGGGAUCAGUUACGACGCAUGAAGUGUGGUGGCAACGAGAGCGCGACCAAAUACUUCCAAUCACACGGCGGUAGCGCAGCUUUGAACAGCAAAGAUCCGAAGACCAAGUACACAAGCAAUGCGGCAAACAAGUACAAGGAGGAGCUGGCGCGGAGAGUGGAACAGGAUAUCAAAAAGUAUCCUGACGGAGUGGUCAUUGAAGAUACGGCGGAAGAAGCAGGCAGCGAUACCCACACUCCCGCUGGUGAGCCUGCAGAUGACUUCUUCUCGAGCUGGGACAAACCGGCCAUCAAGAGACCUUCCAACCCACCUUCACGCACCGGCACGCCUGCCAGUAUUGGCCGAACUGCCUCGCCUUUCCUCAACGCCAACCAGAAUGGCAAUGGUACGGCCCGGCCUAAGUCUCCUCUCAAGCCCGGCGAGGACGCCGCUCCAGCUCCCCCAGUCGCUUCUCGAGCCGUCUCUUCCACUCCCGUUCGAAAGACUGCUGUCGCCAGCAAGCCCAAAGCUAACAUUCUGGGAGCGAAAAAGACCAAGCUCGGCGCAAAGAAGGUCGACGCCAGUGCAUUGGACUUUGACGAGGCCGAGAAGAAGGCUCGAGAAGAGGAGGAAAGGAAAGCACGACUAGGAUAUGAUCCAGAUGAGGAGACAGCUUCAGAAACCCAGAGGAAUGCCGCACAGUCUUCCACUGCUGCUACAACUAUUCAUCAGCCAACACCGGUGAGCCAUGGCCGGGUAGGCAGCUUUGGUACCACAACCAAGCCACGCGAGAGGAGUGACAGCGAGAUGGAGAGGCUGGGCAUGGGUGUAAGAAGACUCGGGUUUGGACAAGUUGGUGGUGGAAAAGCACCCGCUGCCGCACCAAAGCCCAUUGCCUUUGGAAGCACGAGCAGAGCUGCACCCGUUGAAGACGACUCCGAACGCUUCGCACGCGAAAAAUUCGGAACACAAAAAGGCAUCUCUUCCGACGAAUUCUUCGGCCGCGGCACCUUCGACGCCAACGCUCAAGGCGAAGCCAAGCAACGUCUCCAGGGCUUCGAAGGUGCCACAUCCAUCUCUUCAAACGCCUAUUUCGGACGACCCGAAGAAGACGAAGCUGGUCCAGAAGGUUAUGGAGAUUUGGAAGGCGCGGCGAAAGAUUUCGUGCGCAAGUUUGGGGUACAGGCUGGUGAUGAUAUUGAGAAUUUGACGAGUAUGCUUGGUGAGGGGGCUGUGAAGCUGCAGGGUGCUAUUCGGAAUUAUUUGAAUGGAUAGGUGGGUGUGAGAGUGGGAGUGAGUGGUUGGGAAGGGCGGGUGGGUGCAGACUACGACAGCGUGUCUUUGAUGCUUUGAGUGUGCAUUCUUGCGAUGAGGAAGGGAAGUGGGCUAGACAGCGUUUCGUCGUUGGUAUUGUGAGCACAUGUAUGAGCGGAUUGAACUUUC
This is a messenger RNA of Pseudocercospora fijiensis CIRAD86, 1727 nucleotides long. RefSeq lists its product as uncharacterized. The record is from RefSeq and is a predicted model, not a curated record. The transcript is spliced from 2 exons. NCBI's taxonomy places the organism in Eukaryota, Fungi, Ascomycota, Dothideomycetes, Mycosphaerellales, Mycosphaerellaceae. Gene Ontology annotation, molecular function: GTPase activator activity. Gene Ontology annotation, biological process: COPI coating of Golgi vesicle. Bases 93 to 1559 code for a protein of 488 amino acids.